Capsaspora owczarzaki ATCC 30864 is the source of this 1227-nucleotide messenger RNA. RefSeq lists its product as hypothetical. The record is from RefSeq and is a predicted model, not a curated record. NCBI's taxonomy places the organism in Eukaryota, Filasterea, Ministeriida, Capsasporidae. Bases 1 to 1227 code for a protein of 408 amino acids. The transcript has 4 exons.
AUGAAGCGCCGAGAUGAAUAUCGGGAGCAACAAGCCAUCAAAGCCGUCCAAAGGCACCUCCAUGCCCUUCAAGAGGCUCAAGCAUCAUCGCGCAAGCCCCGCCGGCGGCAGAGCAUCGCCGCGGCUGCAAGUCCCGCGCCGCCUGCCGCCUACUUGACUUUUGAUGCUCCCACAUCCGAGCCUAUCCCUGUACCAUUGCAAGCAGCUGCAACCCCCGUCAGAUCGCGCAGAAAGGCCACAGAGGAUCUGGUCCCCGGCUCCCGUGAAGCGAAACGCCGGCGCGAGGAAGCGGUGCAGCUUGGCUGCGAAGCUCUCGUCGCUGCUGUCGCGCAGGUCCAUGGCCAUGACGACGCUCUGGUUGCCGAAACAGCUCAGGCUGCUGCGCAGAAAUACGUGCCAUCUGUCACAGCUGGCACAGUGGCCCAGAUCCGCCUGCAGUGCACAGCAGAACUGCUGCCCAUUCUUCCAGACCAGACACCGCAGCUUCUUGGAACGGUCGCCCAUCACAAAACCAAGGACAUAUUAGCAACCAUGCCUGGUGUGACGCGCUACGCUGUGCAACAGGCGCGCGCGAACAAUCUGCACUAUGGAGUUGGCCAAAUCGCUCAGCGGACGCCAGCCACGCCGCGCAAGUCGCGCCCUCUAGAUGCGAGCGUCCGCGCAUUCACGCUGGAUCACUCAGUUCCCAGUGCUCACAAGACAAAGGUGGACCCUGUCACUGGUGAGGCGAAGCCUAUCGUCUACCUGGAAACAUCGAUGCGGAAGAUGCACGAAGACGCCCAGAAAACGGCCUCCUGUGCUCUUGGAGCGUGUUCCAGCGCGCUCUACACGCAGGAGAGUUUAUAUUCCAGCGGCGUGUUCCUGAAAACGGACUUUGCGGCAACUGCCACCGAGCCUGAUCCAACCAAGCAUUACGACCACCCCUUCCACUGCCUCGCAUUCGGGUUGGACGACUGCCAGCAGCAGCACCACCUCGGCGUGCUCAGCAGUCCCCAGCCGUGCCCAAUCUGCACCCAAGGCCUCACUACCCUUGCCGAUCUGAGCCUGCACAUCGACGCCCAUCUCCCUCAAAACCCCGGCGAAUGCGCCGAUAUGCAGACCAUCCUGGAGCGAGGAUGCCAAACUCUUCAGCAGUGGGUGGCGCACCUUCUCCGCUCGGCUCAUACUCGAUCCCUCAUCAACAAGACGAUCAACAACCUAGGUCCCGGUCAAGCUGUGUUCUUAUGA